UCGAGAGGAGUGCGCGCGGGGGAGCGCAACUAUCAUUCUACCAUCACCAUCACUCUUGCAUCUCUCCAGCUGCUAGCGAACCCGUCUUACGGGCAUUGGCGGGGGACCAUUGUCAAUAACACAAUGAACUUGUGUGGAACGUUUAGAAAACAUUAGUCUGUGUUCGCUCCUUUGGAUUUAUUCACUUUUGGUGACUUUUUUUCUGUCAUGAAUGAUUAACCUCUCCAUCUCUAUGCCACUGUCUUAUUUUGGUUUCCUCCGUUAUGGGACGCAGUAAGACACUGUAACUAGAGGGUGGAUCCAGUCGAUAACCAAACUCAGACAGCUCACCCGGCUCCGGCGCGGUGGUACCCCGGUUAGGCUGUAGCCCACCCCGCUGCUCGCCUGAUUGUGGCCGGCUUCGCCAGAUUGGCAGGCGGCUGUAAGGAUUGUCUUAAAAGUCGGAAACCGGAUUCAGUGGAGUGAAGAAAAAGUAACACAAGCAAGCGUGCUAUCCCCCGGAUUCCUAAACAAUUUGAUUAUGCCAUCGGUUUUAUAGAUUUUGGGGCCGGUGCUGUGUGAAAGGAGGAAGAGGAGGACGUGUGUGCAGUCAUGACCCUUAUCCCAUAGAGCGUCCUACUCAGAGCAAGACUGACCAGACAGGAGAAGGACAGAGAGGACAGGAAGGAUGAAGUUGUGGGGGAGCUCAGUGUGGCCUUUUCAGGUGGCCCUGGUUUUCGCUGUGGUGAUGUUCUGCGGUUGCCCGGUGUCCGCUGGCAGCCGUAACCAUCGGGGACAGACAGCCUCCUACCAGGUGAAGCAGGGGACGUGUGAGGUGGUGGCCAUCCACCGCUGUUGUAAUAAGAACAAGAUUGAGGAGCGCUCUCAGACCGUCAAGUGCUCCUGUUUCCCAGGCCAGGUCGCUGGCACAACCAGAACCAGGCCCUCCUGUGUGGAAGCCUCCAUCGUGAUUCAGAAGUGGUGGUGUCAGAUGAACCCCUGCAUGGAGGGAGAGGAGUGUAAGGUGCUCCCUGACCUCACCGGCUGGUCCUGCAGUAAUGGGAACAAAGUCAAAACCACCAAGGUCACACGAUAGCAAGAUAAUCGCUGAGCAGUGACAUCACCAAGUCUCUCUACCGUUAACUCCAUAUGUAAAGAAAGGAUGGCACUCAUAUCUGAGACACUUAGACUGACGAUGAAGGGAAGACUGUUAGUCAUCCCAUCAUACCAAGGUGUGACAAAGACUACAGAACAAUUAAGAACACACUCUGAUUGACAGAGACACUGAGGUAAAGUGUCACACGUACUGCCCAAAACAACUAAGGACUACCGACUUUAUGGAUACCCAGGGUGCAUACUUUAUGGUCAAUAAAGACACAUCUGAAGACUUUCGAGAAGAGCAUGUCGGAAGACUUUUGCCUGUUAAUAGAGAUGGGGAGAUCCAAAGAGAGGUGAUUUUGACCAGUGUCUGAGUAGAUGUAAUGUAUGGCUGUUUUGACGAAGCAUUUGUGGACGUGUUGCCGCCAGAGCUGCAGACAGACUGUGUUAGAGUGUAAUUCUAGGGCUUUUGGACUGGAUCCUGAAUUACUCUGACUAGAGAGUGGAGUUUUGCUGCUCUAUCAGGAUGACUUUCUAUUCAUGAGCUCGGAGGGGGUGGAGCUCAUCACUUGUGAAUUGCAAAUUAUUGUCAAAUUACUCUUGUAGGUCAAGUCACUACCAUGGAGAUGUUUUCUGCGAGUCAUUUUGCAGUUCUAAUUAGGGUUGCUAAGAAGGAUCAUAACAUAUAAAAAAUUCAUGUAGAUAUUUGCACUAGUUGAAAACCGUUUUCGGAAUGUUUUGUUUUCUAGUUAUUUAUCUUAUUUUGCUGUGGAUGUCACAUGACAUUAAAAAGAGGAAGAUAUUUUGUAAGAGUUCUGCCUCUGAUGUUGAAAUAGAAAUGCCACUGCCCUUCUCCCUGGUAGAGUUGCUUAUUAUAAUACAAGUUAAUCCAUGGCUCAGAUUAAAGUGAUAGUUCACUUUGAACAUAUUUAACUCUAUAGGUCGUUAUCAAUAAAACAUCACAAUACGGUGCAGAGUAUUCGAUUUGGCUACGUGCAGUUUUCAAGGGAUUGUUAAAUAAAUGUUAAAACUAUUUUGUUUUAAUAUCAUCACCUCUUGAAGCGCAUAGUCAGAACUCAACAUUAUUCCACAUUAAGAUCUAUCAUCAGAGUUAUACAGCAAGUAAUUGCAUGCUUUUCAUGAUCAGUAAACAUCAAUUGAUCAUGUAUUUUCAGAUACGUGGGGGUAGCCUAUCCAUUUGGCAAGUAACUAGCUAGUUAAGCUAACAACAUGUCUCAUUUAGCUUGCUUCAUCAGAGAUUAGGCUUUUGGAAAGAGCUUGACAUCGUCCUGGUAAAAUUGUCAGUCGGACUUACGUUACUGUCAUCACCACUAUAGAUGGCAAGCAAAUCAAACAAUAUUUGGAUACAGCUGGCCAUCUAGUUUAUCC
Messenger RNA from Coregonus clupeaformis (lake whitefish), 2466 nucleotides. It is a transcript of the gene tafa4b, whose product is annotated as TAFA chemokine like family member 4b. The coding region runs from base 668 to 1075 and encodes 135 amino acids. The record is from RefSeq and is a predicted model, not a curated record. The transcript has 6 exons. NCBI's taxonomy places the organism in Eukaryota, Metazoa, Chordata, Actinopteri, Salmoniformes, Salmonidae. Gene Ontology annotation, molecular function: receptor ligand activity.